Messenger RNA from Gigantopelta aegis, 2413 nucleotides. RefSeq names its product U2 small nuclear ribonucleoprotein auxiliary factor 35 kDa subunit-related protein 2-like. NCBI's taxonomy places the organism in Eukaryota, Metazoa, Mollusca, Gastropoda, Neomphalida, Peltospiridae. Gene Ontology annotation, biological process: mRNA splicing, via spliceosome. Gene Ontology annotation, molecular function: metal ion binding; pre-mRNA 3'-splice site binding. The record is from RefSeq and is a predicted model, not a curated record. The transcript is spliced from 10 exons. Gene Ontology annotation, cellular component: U2AF complex; spliceosomal complex. The coding region runs from base 72 to 1955 and encodes 627 amino acids.
UACCAGUCUACUUCUUCAAGUAACUAAAGCUCUCAUUUUUUGUUUCAAAAUAUAAUUUUGAGAAAUGCGGUAUGGUUGGUGAAGUCGUUUCUGCACCAGAGUCAUCCAAACUAAGUCACAGGAAGUGGAAAUCUUUGCUAAAGAAGGAGAAAAGACGAACACGUAGACAAGAAGCAGCUCGAAAUAGGCAGCAGAAUUUUGAACAUGAUGAUGACUGUGAUGCUGCCGGUACGGAGGAGGAGGGUGAGAACAAAGAAGAUGAGAUGCAGCAACAGCAGCGACAUCAGCUGUGGUGGCAGCGCGAACUGGCUGCACAGAGAGAAUGGAAACUCAAACAGGAGCGGCUGGAACAAGAGAAGCAGCGACGACUAGAACAAGAGAAAAAAAUAAGGGAAGAAUGGGAGGAACGGGAGAAGAAAGAAAAAGAAGAACUGGAGAAAAGAUCCAAAUUAGAUCAGGAGAAGAAGGAGAAACAGGAAGCACUACUGAAACAGGCGACAUCUAAUGAAAAAUCUAACAUGUGGCACAAUCCGAUCAUCUCAACACCUGUUGGAAGGGAACGAGAGAACUGUCCGUUCUUUGUGAAAACUGCAGCCUGUAGAUUCGGAGACAGGUGUUCAAGGUCACACCCUCACCCUGAACGUAGCUGCACGUUGUUGUUUCCGGGGAUGUUCGUGAAUUUCAGACUGGAACAGACUCUGGAUGAGGAACACGAAACGGAUAUUGCCCUGGAGUACGACGACACCGAGCUGUACGAGAACUUUGUCGACUUCUACUACGAUGUGCUGGCCGAGUUCAAGAAGGUCGGGAAGGUUGUCCAGUUCAAGGUGUGCUGCAACUGUGAGCAGCAUCUCCGCGGAAACGUUUACGUGCAGUACAGAACUGAAUCUGAGACAGAAGAGGCUCUGGUGAAGUUUAAUGGCCGAUGGUACGGUGGUCGACAGAUCUCAGGGGAAUUUGUCAACAUUGCCAAGUGGAAGUCUGCCAUAUGUGCUCUGUUUUUCAGAAAAAAAUGUCCAAAGGGUAACCGCUGCAACUUUCUUCAUGUGUUCAGAAACCCUGACAACGAAUUCUGGGAUGCAGAUAGAGAUUUCAUGAAUACUCAGCAUAACAACAGACAAUUUUAUCACCAAAAUAAUAACAGAAAUUACCAACAAAACCGAGACUAUCAUCACAGAAGGUCACGGUCACGAUCUAAGUCACCUUACAGUUCUCGUCAUCGGAGGAAUGGAUCCCGGUCAAGAGACCGAAGAUCAAUGUCAAAUUAUUCCAGAUCACAUUCAAGAAGGUCACGGUCACGAUCACGGUCCAGGUCACCAACUAGAUCUAAGAGGUCAAGGUCACGAUCACCAACUAGAUCUAAGAGGUCAAGGUCACGAUCACCAACUAGAUCUAAGAGGUCCAGGUCACCAACUAGAUCUAAGAGGUCAAGGUCACGAUCACCAACUAGAUCUAAAAGGUCUCGGUCACCAACUAGAUCUAAAAGGUCACAGUCACCAUCUAGAUCCAGAUCUAAAAGGUCACGUUCAAAGUCACCAACUAUUUCUAAGAAGUCUAGGUCCAGAUCACCAGUUAGAUCUAAGAGGUCAAGGUCAAGAUCAAGAUCCGAUUCACCUCAUCGAGCCAGGUCACGUUCAAGAGAGUCCUCCUUGGGAAACUCAUACCACAAGUUAAGAAAGCGGAAGCACUCGAGGUCAGAGUCCAGGUCAAAAUCGAGAGUCGGGACAAAGUCACAGGCCAAUGAAAACUUGAAUGACGUGUCGGAUUCCACGGAUAGUUCAGAAGAGCGUUCGGCAGAUGUGCAUGUAUAUAAGAAUGGUGAUGGAAGAAAGACUAAGAGAAGACACAAGCAUAAAAGACGUAAACAUAAACAUAGAGAUAAGUCAGAUACAAACUUUGAAGAGGUGAAGGUUUUAAACCAUACCUCUGAUGGUGAUGGUGAUGCUGAGAUUUAAGAGCCUUGAUGAUUGAGCAAUAAAAAAAGCUUCGAGGAAUGAGAUUUAAAAUCCAUGAGUAUUGAGAUUUAAAAGCCUUGAGGAUUGAACUUUAAAAGCCUUGAGUAUUGAGAUUUUAAAAACCUUUGAGGAUCGUGCUCUAAGAGAUUUGAAGAUUGAGUUUUAAAAGCCUUGGGGAUUGAACUUUAAAAGCCUUGAAUAUUGAGAUUUAAACACCUUUGAGGAUCAUGCUCUAAAUGAUUUGACGACCCAGUUUUGAAAGCCUUGCGGAUUGAACUUUAAAAGCCUUGAGGAAUGAAUAUCACAUGCCUUAAAGAUUGAGCUUUAAAAACCUCAAGGAUGGAACUUUAAAAGCCUUGAGGAUUGAGUUUUAAAAACCUUGGAGAUAGAGAAGUGUAUACAUUUAUUAAGUCUGGACGGUGUCUUUGAUGCAUCUUUAAUAAACAAGUUGGUCUGAU